Magallana angulata is the source of this 448-nucleotide messenger RNA. RefSeq lists its product as uncharacterized. Lineage: Eukaryota; Metazoa; Mollusca; Bivalvia; Ostreida; Ostreidae. The record is from RefSeq and is a predicted model, not a curated record. The coding region runs from base 50 to 448 and encodes 132 amino acids. The transcript has 4 exons.
UACAUUUUUAGGCUUGUGCAGUAAAUGUAGAAAAAAUGUAACCCAGGAAAUGAAAUGGUGCGAGUGCUGUAAAGAUGCAUCUUUUGCUCAAAUUUGCAAAAUUACCUCGGAUGAUACCCCUGAAGCAACCUCACAGCAGUCCAGGAACCUCCAAUCAAGGACAGAGAAUUAUGCUGAACAGUGCCAUUCAGAGACAGAGAAUUCCGCUAAACAGUGCCAUUCAGAGAUUUUGUCACAGACAGAUGAAUCGACAACAUACAGUACAGGUACUUUGUCACAAGAAUCUAGCUGGAGCACUUCCUUAGAACGACAAAUACACCUCACUAAUGGAAUAGAAAAUCUGAACAACACCUUGAUGUCUCUUAGUGGUGGCCAUGUAAGCCCAAUAAAGUUUCAGCUGAAAACUCCAUUGAGGGAGGUCCAGUCUAGCACUAGAAUAUAUAUUUAA